AUGCGUCUAUACCAACCCGCGUUCGGCAUCCUCUCCUUCCUCCGCCUCGCUGCCGCAUAUACCGCCCUCUCCGACGAGACCCUUAAGUCUCUACCCGGUCCCGGCGACGACUUCGACAUUCACAACGGCGCCCUCCUCGCGCCUAUUCUAAUUCCCCGCGUCCCGGGAACAGAGGGCUCCACCGCCGUUCUCAACCACUUCGUCGACUUCUUCCGCACCACGCUCCCAGACUGGGAGCUCGAGUUCCAGAACUCCACCUCGACGACUCCGCUAGAUCGCAACAAACAGGUGCCAUUUGUGAACCUUAUCGCUACACGCGACCCGCCGUGGACGCAGCCGGGGGAGGUGGGACGGCUUGCGCUGGUCGCGCAUUACGAUAGUAAAGUCACACCGCAUGGGUUUAUUGGCGCGACGGACAGCGCGGCGCCUUGCGCUAUGUUGCUGCAUGCUGCGCGGAUUCUGGACCAUGCAUUGACGAAGAAGUGGGAGGCUAUGCAGAAGGAGAAUAAUGUGGGAUUGGAAGACGAGAGGGGCGUGCAGAUUAUAUUGCUGGAUGGGGAGGAGGCGUUUCAGAGCUGGACAGAUACCGAUUCGCUGUAUGGGGCACGAGCACUGGCAGAAGCAUGGGAGCAGCAACUGCAUCCCGCCAUGUCGACGUAUCAGAAUCCCAUACGCUCUAUAUCGCUGUUUUUACUCCUCGACCUUCUCGGCGCGAAGAACCCAACGGUACCGUCAUAUUUCAAGACGACACACUGGGCCUACAAGAACAUGGCUCAUCUUGAAACCCGCCUCCGUACCCUCAAGCAGUUGAGAUCCUCGCCCAACCACCAUUCGAGAGCAAGAGGUAAUGCGCCAGCAAAGAGAGAGCCGGUCUUCUUGAACGAGGCGAACAAGAAGGAUGAAAGGUUCAUGGGCUGGAUGGUGCAGGACGAUCAUAUACCAUUCAUGGCGCGAGGAGUUGAGGUGCUACAUAUUAUACCAACACCCUUUCCGAGGGUAUGGCAUGAGAUGGACGAUGAUGGCGACCAUCUAGAUUUAGACACGGUUGAGGACUGGGCAAAGCUUGUCACGGCAUUCGCAGGAGAAUGGAUGGAACUGGAAGGAUUCUUCGACACGUCAGGCAAGAGAGACGAAGUCUUAGAGAAAGCCGCAAGCGAUAGGAAAAAGCGAAAACUCGAUAUCAGUAGGGAUGAAUUGUGA
Messenger RNA from Coniosporium apollinis CBS 100218, 1200 nucleotides. RefSeq lists its product as uncharacterized. The coding region runs from base 1 to 1200 and encodes 399 amino acids. The transcript is spliced from 2 exons. The record is from RefSeq and is a predicted model, not a curated record. Lineage: Eukaryota; Fungi; Ascomycota; Dothideomycetes. Gene Ontology annotation, molecular function: zinc ion binding; glutaminyl-peptide cyclotransferase activity.